CGGGGCGCCCGUGGCUGCUGCUGGGCUCCAGGUGCGGUGGGCGGGAGGCGUCUGGGCUGCGGCUGCGGACGACACCGACCCUCCGCGGCGCAUCCGAGACGGGGCCCCCGCGGCCCCCCGCAGUCGCUCCGCCCUGCGGGGCCGUUCUGCCUCGAGUCCCCUGCCCCGAGCAGCCGAGGGCGAAUGAAUGAGCGAGCGCCCCGGCGCCGGCCUUCCCACGGGUGACGCGUCGGCGGCGAGGAGCGGCGCGGGCCCGGGACGAGCAUGAACCGGGCCAAGCCCACCGCCGUGCGCCGGCCCAGCGCGGCGGCCAAGCCCUCAGGGCACCCUCCGCCAGGAGACUUCAUUGCUCUGGGCUCAAAGGGUCAGGCCAGUGAGUCGAAGACGGGCUCCACCCUGCUGAAGCCGGCCCCCUCCGGCCUGCCUUCGGAGCGCAAGCGGGAUGCUGCGGCCGCUUUGGCCGGUGCCUCUGCCCUGACCGGCCUCACCAAGCGUCCCAAACUCUCCUCCACGCCCCCUCUGAGUGCCCUGGGGCGCCUGGCUGAGGCCGCGGUGGCAGAGAAGCGCGCUAUCUCUCCCUCAAUUAAAGAACCGUCUGUGGUCCCGAUUGAAGUUCCCCCCACAGUGCUGCUGGACGAGAUCGAGGCUGCAGAGCUGGAGGGCAAUGACGACAGGAUCGAGGGCGUGCUGUGCGGGGCUGCAAAGCAGCUGAAGGUCACCCGGGCCAAGCCGGACAGCAUCCUGUACCUGAGCCUCAUGUACUUGGCCAAAAUCAAGCCAAACAUCUUCGCCACGGAGGGUGUCAUCGAGGCUCUGUGCAGCCUCCUGCGGCGGGACGCCUCCAUCAACUUCAAGGCCAAGGGGAACAGCCUCGUGUCCGUUCUGGCUUGUAACCUGCUGAUGGCCGCAUACGAGGAGGACGAGAACUGGCCCGAGAUCUUCGUCAAGGUGUACAUCGAGGACUCCCUGGGGGAGCGGAUCUGGGUGGACAGCCCACACUGCAAGACAUUCGUGGACAACAUCCAGACAGCCUUUAACACCAAGAUGCCCCCCAAGAGCAUGCUCUUGCAGGGGGAGGCGGGGCGCAGUGGAGGGGAUCUCAGUGCUGGGAACAGCCCUCACCCUGCCCUCACUGAGGAGGAGGACAGCCAGACAGAGCUCCUGAUCGCCGAGGAGAAGCUCAGCCCCGAGCAGGAGGGCCAGCUCAUGCCCAGGCCUAGGUAUGAUGACCUCACAGAGAGCGUGGAGGAGUACGUUCUCGACAUGCUCCGGGACCAGCUCAACCGGCGCCAGCCCAUCGAUAACGUCUCUCGGAACCUCCUGCGGCUGCUCACCUCCACCUCUGGGUAUAAAGAGGUGCGACUGAUGACGGUGCAGAAGCUAGAGAUGUGGCUGCAGAACCCCAAGCUGACCCGGCCAGCCCAGGACCUGCUGAUGUCCGUGUGCAUGAACUGCAACACGCACACCUCCGAGGACAUGGAUGUCAUUUCCCACCUGAUCAAAAUCCGCCUCAAGCCCAAAGUUCUCCUCAACCACUACAUGCUCUGCAUCAGGGAACUGCUGAAUGCGCACAAGGACAACCUGGGCACCACCAUCAAGUUCGUGAUUUUCAACGAGCUCUCCAACGCGCGGAACCCAAACAACAUGCAGACGCUCUACACCGUGCUGCAGCACAGCCCGGAGCUGGCGCCAAAGUUCCUGGCCAUGGUGUUCCAGGACCUGCUGACCAACAAGGACGACUACCUGCGGGCCUCGCGGGCCCUGCUCCGGGAGAUCAUCAAACAGACCAAGCACGAGAUCAACUUUCAGGCCUUCUGCCUCGGGCUCAUGCAGGAGCGCAAGGAGCCCCAGUACCUGGACAUGGAGUUCAAGGAGCGCUUCGUGGUGCACAUCACGGACGUGCUGGCCGUGUCCAUGAUGCUGGGCAUCACGGCCCAGGUGAAGGAGGCCGGCAUCGCCUGGGACAAGGGAGAGAAGAAGAACCUGGAGGUGCUCCGCUCUUUCCAGAACCAGAUCGCUGCCAUCCAGCGGGACGCCGUGUGGUGGCUCCACACCGUCGUGCCCUCCAUCAGCAAGCUCGCCCCCAAGGACUACGUGCACUGCCUCCACAAGGUGCUCUUCACGGAGCAGCCGGAGACCUACUACAAGUGGGACAACUGGCCACCCGAGAGUGACCGCAACUUCUUCCUCCGCCUGUGCUCGGAGGUGCCCAUCCUGGAGGACACGCUGAUGCGCAUCCUGGUCAUUGGGCUGUCCCGGGAGCUCCCGCUCGGCUCCGCAGACGCCCUGGAACUUGCUGACCACCUGGUGAAGCGAGCUGCGGCCGUGCAGGCGGAUGAUGUGGAAGUGCUGAAGGUGGAGAGGAUCCAGCUGAUCGAUGCCGUCCUGAACCUGUGCACCUACCACCACCCGGAGAACAUCCAGCUCCCGGCAGGGUAUCAGCCUCCGAACCUCGCCAUCUCCACCCUCUACUGGAAGGCAUGGCCCCUCUUGCUGGUUGUUGCCGCCUUCAACCCAGAGAACAUUGGCCUGGCCGCCUGGGAGGAGUACCCCACGCUGAAGAUGCUCAUGGAGAUGGUGAUGACCAAUAACUACUCCUACCCGCCGUGCACCCUGACGGACGAGGAGACCCGGACAGAGAUGAUUAAUCGGGAGCUGCAGAUCGCUCAGCGGGAGAAGCAGGAGAUCCUGGCGUUCGAGGGGCACCUGGCGGCUGCUUCCACCAAGCAGACCAUCACCGAGAGCAGCAGCCUUCUCCUGUCCCAGCUCACCAGCCUGGACCCCCAGGGGCCGCCCCGGAGGCCUCCCCCUCACAUUCUGGAUCAAGUGAAAGGCCUCAACCAGUCCCUUCGCCUUGGGCACCUGCUGUGUCGGAGCCGAAACCCAGACUUCCUCCUCAACAUCAUCCAGAGGCAGGCCUCCUCGCAGUCCAUGCCCUGGCUGGCCGACCUGGUGCAGUCCAGCGAGGGCUCCCUGGACGUGCUGCCCGUGCAAUGCCUGUGCGAGUUCCUGCUGCAUGAUGCCGCCGACGACUCCGCCUCCGGGGAGGAGCAGGAGGAGGGCGAGAGCAGGGAGCAGAAGGCCAAGAAGCGGCAGAGGCAGCAGAAGCAGAGGCAGCUGCUGGGCCGCCUGCAGGACCUGCUGCUGGGCCCGAAGGCUGACGAGCAGACCACGUGCGAGGUGCUGGACUACUUCCUGCGGCGCCUCGGCUCCUCCCAGGUGGCCUCCCGGGUGCUGGCCAUGAAGGGCCUGUCCCUGGUGCUCUCGGAGGGCAGCCUGCGGGAUGGGGAGGAGAAGGAACCCCCCAUGGAGGAGGACUCGGGGGACUCGGAGACACUGCAGGGCUACCAGUGGCUGCUGCGGGACCUGCCCAGGCUGCCUCUGUUCGACAGCGUCAGGACCACCACCGCCCUGGCGCUGCAGCAGGCCAUCCACAUGGAGACCGACCCGCAGACCAUCAGCGCCUACCUGGUCUACCUGUCCCAGCACACGCCCGUGGAGGAGCAGGGCCAGCACAGCGACCUGGCCCUGGACGUGGCUCGGCUCAUCGUGGAGCGCUCCACCAUCAUGUCGCACCUCUUCUCCAAGCGGUCCUAUGGUGCCGAGUCGGAUGCCGUGCUGGUGGCCCUGCUCUCCAUCUUCUCCCGCUACGUGAGGCGCAUGCGCAAGAGCAAGGAAGGGGAGGAGGUCUACAGCUGGUCAGAGUCUCAGGACCAGGUCUUCCUUCGCUGGACCAGUGGGGAGACGGCCACCAUGCACAUCCUGGUGGUCCAUGCCAUGGUCAUCCUCCUGACCCUGGGGCCGCCCCGUGCUGGUGACGGCGAGUUCCGUGCUCUCCUCGACAUCUGGUUCCCGGAGAAGAAGCCCCUGCCCACGGCCUUCCUGGUGGACACGUCGGAGGAGGCGCUGCUGCUGCCCGACUGGCUGAAGCUGCGCAUGAUCCGCUCCGAGGUCCCCCGCCUGGUGGAUGCUGCCCUGCAGGACCUGGAGCCCCAGCAGCUGCUGCUCUUUGUGCAGUCCUUCGGCAUCCCCGUGUCCAGCAUGAGCAAGCUCCUCCAGUACCUGGACCAGGCAGUGGCCCACGACCCCCAGACGCUGGAGCAGAACAUCAUGGAUAAGAAUUACAUGGCUCACCUGGUCGAGGUUCAGCACGAGAGAGGGGCGUCUGGAGGCCAGACUUUCCACUCUCUGCUUACAGCCUCCCUGCCUCCCAGACGAGACAGCACGGAGGCCCCAAAGCCCAAGAGCAGCCCGGAGCAGCCUCCAGGCCAGGGCAGGGUCCGGGCUGGGACGCAGGUGCCGGCACUUGGCCCCGAGGACGACUUGGCUGGAAUGCUCCUGCAGGUCUUCCCGCUGAGCCCGGGCCCGCGGUGGCAGAGCUCCAGCGCCCGCCCUGUGGCCCUCGCGUUGCAGCAGGCCCUAGGCCAGGAGCUGGCGCGAGUCCGCCAGGGGAGCCCCGAGGUGACGGGCAUCGCGGUGCGCCUCCUGCAGGCCAUCGCCACCCUGCUGAACUCCCCGCACAGCGGGGCCCUGGUGAUGUCCAUGCACCGGCACCACUUCCUCGCCUGCCCCCUGAUGCGCCAGCUCUGCCAGUACCAGCACUGCGUGCCCCAGGACACUGGCUUCUCGUCGCUCUUCCUCAAAGUGCUCAUGCAGAUCCUGCAGUGGCUGGACAGCCCCGCUGUGGAGGGCGGGCCCCUGCAGGCCCAGCUCAAGCUGUUCGCUGCCCAGUACUCGGCACGGCGCAGGAUCACCGACGUGCGGAGUGGCUUCCUGCACCUGGCGGAGGCCCUGACCUUCCGCGGGGACUUGGAGGUGGUCAACUCAACUGUCCGGGCCCUCGUCACCACCCUCAAGUCUGGGGAGAAGUGUGGUGUGGAGCCUGAGCUUGUCAGCAAAGUCCUCCGGGGUCUGAUCGAGGUGAGGUCUCCUCACCUGGAGGAACUGUUGGGCGCCCUCUUCUCUGCCACCUCUGCGUUCACGGCCUUGAGGCCCAUUGUGGUGGUGAGCUCCCUGCUGCUACAGGACAAGGAAGAGCCCGCAACCCCGGGGAAGCAGGAUGCCGACGGGGGCAGCCUGGAGGCCGUGCGGCUGGGACCCUGCUCGGGGCUCCUCGUCGACUGGCUGGAGAUGCUGGACCCCGAAGUGAUUAGCACCUGCCCGGACCUGCAGCAGAGGCUCCUGUUCUCCCGGAGCAAGGGCAAAGGUCAUCCCGGCCCCCAGGUGCCGUCUUUCCGACCGUACCUCCUAGCCCUGCUCACGCAUCAGUCCAGCUGGUCCACGCUGCACCAGUGCAUCCGCAUCCUGCUGGGCAAGCACCGGGAGCAGAGGUUCGACCCAUCUGCCUCUCUGGACUUCCUCUGGGCCUGCAUCCACGUUCCUCGGAUCUGGCAGGGAAGGGACCAGCGCACCCCUCAGAAGCGGCGGGAAGAGCUAGUGCUGCGGGUCCAGGCUCCAGAGCUCACCAGGCUGGUGGAACUGAUCCUGGCUGAGGCGGAGGCCCGGAGCCAGGAUGGGGACGCCGCCGCCUGCAGUCUCCUCCAGGCCCGGCUGCCUCUGCUGCUCAGCUGUUGUCAUGGGGACGACGAGAGCGUCAGGAAGGUGACGGCGCAUCUGACAGGCUGCAUCCAGCAGUGGGGCGACAGCGUGCUGGGCCAGCGCUGCCGUGACCUCCUCGUGCAGCUCUACCUGCAGCGGCCGGAGCUCCGGGUCCCCGUGCACGAGGUCCUGCUGCACAGCGCGGGCGCCACCGGCAGCAGCGUCUGCAAGCUGGACGGUCUCAUUCACCGCUUUAUCACCCUCCUCGCGGACACCAGUGACUCCCGGUCCUCCGAGAACCGAGUGGCUGACGCCAACAUGGCCUGUCGAAAGCUGGCGGUGGCCCACCCCCUCCUGCUGCUCAGGCACCUGCCCAUGGUGGCCGCGCUGCUCCACGGCCGCACUCACCUCAACUUCCAGGAGUUCCGCCAGCAGAGCCACCUGGCCUUCUUCCUGCACGUGCUGGGCCUGCUGGAGCUGCUGCAGCCGCAGGUGUUCCGGAGCGAGCACCAGGGGGCGCUGUGGGACUGCCUGCUCUCCUUCGUCCGCCUGCUCCUGAACUACAGGAAGUCCUCCCGCCACCUGGCCCCCUUCAUCAGCAAGUUCGUGCAGUUCACCCACCAGUACAUCACCCACAAUGCCCCGGCGGCUGUCUCCUUCCUGCAGAAGCACUCUGACGCGCUCCACGACCUGUCCUUCGACAGCAGCGACCUGGUGAUGCUCAAGUCCCUCCUUGCGGGGCUGAGCCUUCCCAGCGGGGGUGGCAGAGCCGACCGAGGCCUGGACGAGGAGGGCGACGACGAGAGCUCGGCGGGCUCCCUGCCGCUGGUCAGCGCGUCCCUCUUCACCCCUCUGACGGCGGCCGAGAUGGCGCCCUACGUGAAGCGGCUUUCCCGGGGCCGGACGGUCGAGGAUCUGCUGGAGGUUCUGAGCGAUAUAGACGAGAUGUCCCGGCGGAGACCUGAGAUCCUGGGCUUUUUCUCGACCAACCUGCAGCGGCUGAUGAGCUCACCUGAGGAAUCCAGCCGCAACCUGGCCUUCAGCCUGGCCCUGCGCUCCAUCCAGAACAGCCCCAGCAUCGCAGCCGACUUCCUGCCCACGUUCAUGUACUGCCUGGGCAGCCGGGACUUUGAAGUGGCGCAGACGGCGCUCAGGAACCUGCCGGAGUACACCCUCCUCUGCCAAGAGCAUGCGGCCGUGCUGCUGCACAGGGCCUUCCUGGUGGGCAUGUACGGCCAGGUGGACACCAGCGCCCAGAUCUCCGAGGCCCUGAGGAUCCUGCAUAUGGAGGCGGUGAUGUGAGCCCGUGCCACAGCCCGCCUGCUGCACAGUCCUGGCCUCAGCUCGUCAAUGGGAGUCCCCCAGGCCAAGCCCUGGAGGCCUCUGCUCCGCUGGCCGUCUCUUCUGGAGGGGGCGCUGUGCACGGGUGGGGGCAGCACAGAGCCCAUGGCCAUGGCUCCCAGCCAGAAGGCGAUGGGGGUGGCCGUCACCCUGCCUGCAAAGUGACGGGGGACACAGCCCAGCGGGGAGGAGAUCCUGAUGUCUGCGGCUCAGAGUUUGAAAUGAAACGUUGUGAACUCCCUGA
Messenger RNA from Equus quagga, 7123 nucleotides. RefSeq names its product integrator complex subunit 1 (gene INTS1). The coding region runs from base 265 to 6840 and encodes 2191 amino acids. The record is from RefSeq and is a predicted model, not a curated record. Gene Ontology annotation, cellular component: integrator complex. Gene Ontology annotation, biological process: U2 snRNA 3'-end processing. NCBI's taxonomy places the organism in Eukaryota, Metazoa, Chordata, Mammalia, Perissodactyla, Equidae. The transcript is spliced from 47 exons.